This is a messenger RNA of Labeo rohita (rohu), 1752 nucleotides long. RefSeq names its product PX domain-containing protein 1. The coding region runs from base 790 to 1569 and encodes 259 amino acids. The transcript has 5 exons. The record is from RefSeq and is a predicted model, not a curated record. NCBI's taxonomy places the organism in Eukaryota, Metazoa, Chordata, Actinopteri, Cypriniformes, Cyprinidae. Gene Ontology annotation, molecular function: phosphatidylinositol binding.
GUAAUUCAAGUCAUGGUUUAGUAAGUUUGGUGGAAUGUAGGUGAAUCUUGCUCUAUUUCAGUGAGCGGCUAAUUAUAGCAUUUUAAAAUAGUAAGCGAUUAAAGGAUUGACCCAUGAUGCAGCAGUCGUAACACUGAGCUUUAAACGACAUGCAAAUCCCACUACCAAUCCAAUAGAAACUGGAUUAUUUCACCUGUUGCUCAACGCACGAUCAAGCCAAUUUAUAUUAGCAGAGGACUAGAAUCUUUAUUUUGUAAUCUUGUUUUAAUUGAAUGUUUCAAGGCUAUCGUUACUUUUAGCAACGUCUUUUGUGUAAACAUAUUUUAAAUCAAAGGUCUCACAUUCUUUCCACUGAGUGACACUUCUCACCCCGAACUGAUCUUUAUGCAAACGAGCAGCGGCACGAUGUCGCAACAACCAAUGAGAUCGCAGCUAGUUACUUUCCGCCUGAUGCCAUUGGAUGCUGGGGCAGAAUAGGACCGCCCACUAGCAUCCCAACAAGAAUAACAGACUAGCGAAACUCCAUCGUUUUCUCCAUUGAGAAAUUCCUAAUUUUGGAGUAAGUUCACAGGGAAUGUGCACAAAUGGAGCCUUCAGGGCUCAGCAGGCGAAGAGAAAAGCGGAGGAGUUUGAAGUUUGUUCAGCUCCUGUCAGAAGAUUUGUGAACUUUUAUCAGAUAAUAAGCCAACGAUUUCGCCGUUUUGCAACUUCUUAUUUCGUCUUAUUCAAUUUAGCAUAUGAAAAUUGAUUCUUAAUUAAUAUUUAAUGUGUUUAUGAUACGAUUUAGUUAUGGCAGGUGUUAAUAUGGAAACCUUUUCUCGGCUGAGCGUAAAUGACUGUUGGGUUGUUGGGCUCGAGCGCUUCGCCGUUGGUGCUGCUGGAGAAGAAGAGGAGUUUUUCGAGAUUAGGACUGAAUGGUCUGAAAAAAGCAUAACAUAUCUGCGAAGAAGCUAUCCUGAUCUAGUGAAACUAGUUAGGAAUUUCAGUAUAUCAUUUCCAGACGACAAAGGACUUUUGUCUCAAUCAGGGAUGCUUAAGGCACUACAGAAGAUAAAAGAAGCAGAGGAAAACAAUAACAUUCAAACCAGGUUGGAUGAAGUGGAAAAACUAUUGAGAAAUAUAAUCAAAAUGCCACAAAAGUUCUCUCACUCUGAAGCAGUUCUUAAGUUUUUCAAGACGUCCUCUCUUGACUACACUUUGAAAACAAUGUAUGAACCAAUCCAGCCUCUCUACCAGAGUCCUGUCACUGUGGCUGAUGUCAGAAGGGCCAAUGGGUUUUGUUUGGCCAAUACAGAAACUGUACUUUUUGAUGCGUACUUACUAGCACAAGAGGCAGAACCAUCUUCAAAGUACAGCUCUGAGAUUAAGUCUCCGAUGUGGACCGGAAUGAGAAUUCCAAAUGGGAUCAGAUGCGUCAAGAAUACUGUGCACAAACCUGGAAAGGGCUUUAUGACUGGUGGUACCCCUGAAAGUAAAGACACAGACUGUCAACCUAAAAUAUCACAGACUACCACCAGCAAUAUGGCCUAUCUCCACCUACAAGCCUGUGAGACAGACAUCCUUGAAUAACAUAAUGCUCUUGACAGUGUCAUUACAGCUUUCUAGUGUGGAAGUCCACAGAAAUAUUCAUUUUUAAGGCUUAGCCUGUAAGAGUAAAAAUAAACUUUUUUAAGUAAAAUAAUACAUUUCUAAAGGGUUUUAAAAAUGGAUAUGAAUAGUAUAUUUUUUAAAGUUAAAAGAGAAGUUCACUUC